AUGGCUAAGAAUCCUCCAGAGAACUGUGAGGACUGUCACAUUCUAAAUGCAGAAGCUUUUAAAUCCAAGAAGAUAUGUAAAUCGCUUAAAAUUUGUGGAUUAGUGCUUGGUAUCCUUGCCCUAACUCUAAUUGUCCUGUUUUGGGGAGGCAAGCACUUCUGGCCGGAGACACCCAAAAAAACAUAUGACAUGGAGCACACUUUCUACAGCAAUGGAGAAAAGAAGAAGAUUUACAUGGAAAUUGAUCCUGUGACCAGAACUGAAAUAUUCAGAAGCGGAAAUGGCACUGAUGAAACAUUGGAAGUACAUGACUUUAAAAAUGGAUAUACUGGCAUCUACUUUGUAGGUCUUCAAAAAUGCUUCAUCAAAACUCAGAUUAAAGUGAUUCCUGAAUUUUCUGAACCAGAGGAGGAAAUAGAUGAGAAUGAAGAAAUUACCACAACUUUCUUUGAACAGUCAGUGAUUUGGGUCCCAGCAGAAAAGCCUAUUGAAAACCGAGACUUUCUUAAAAAUUCCAAAAUUCUGGAGAUUUGUGAUAAUGUGACCAUGUAUUGGAUCAAUCCCACUCUAAUAGCAGUUUCGGAGUUGCAAGACUUUGAGGAGGAUGGUGAAGAUCUUCACUUCCCUACCAAUGAAAAAAAAGGCAUUGAACAAAAUGAGCAGUGGGUGGUCCCUCAAGUGAAGGUGGAGAAUACCCGUCACGCCAGACAAGCAAGUGAGGAAGAACUUCCGAUAAAUGACUAUACUGAAAAUGGAAUAGAAUUUGACCCCAUGCUGGAUGAGAGAGGUUAUUGUUGUAUUUACUGCCGUCGAGGCAACCGCUACUGCCGCCGCGUCUGUGAACCUUUACUAGGUUACUACCCGUACCCAUACUGCUACCAAGGAGGGCGGGUUAUCUGUCGUGUCAUAAUGCCUUGCAACUGGUGGGUGGCCCGCAUGCUGGGGAGGGUCUAG
This is a messenger RNA of Diceros bicornis minor, 954 nucleotides long. RefSeq names its product tenomodulin (gene TNMD). The record is from RefSeq and is a predicted model, not a curated record. The coding region runs from base 1 to 954 and encodes 317 amino acids. Gene Ontology annotation, biological process: negative regulation of endothelial cell proliferation; negative regulation of angiogenesis. The transcript is spliced from 7 exons. Lineage: Eukaryota; Metazoa; Chordata; Mammalia; Perissodactyla; Rhinocerotidae.